AUGAAUGAACAGGGCGAAGAGGAAAGAGAACCUGAGAAAUAUAUUUUCAGUUUCGUGCAGAAAUUGAGUUCGGGGCUGGACCAUUUCGCAUGUGUUGGGUACCAUCAGAACAAACCGACGGUGUUUUGCUGGGGAGGGAACACGAGCAACCAGUUGGGGGUAGGAAUCAACACAAGGGAAUGCAAAGUGCCGACUCCGGUGCCAUUCUUCGAAGAUCUUUUCGUCACCUCCGUGUGCUGUACCUAUUACUGUACCUUCGUUUUAGCUAAGAAGAACGCAUUCGAUGUCGGGUGUUCUGUAUACUCCUUCGGGAAAGGAAACAAUGGGUUGCUGGGGUUUAGGAAGAAGAAGAUUUUUGUUUCCAAUCGUGGAGAAUCGAAUGUGGGGGGGAAGGAGAAGCUAUUGCGGAAGAUCGACAAGAAGGUGGGCCAGACGUUGUUGGACGCGUUUGGGGUUAGGAAGGGGAGGGAGCCAUCUCCCUCAUUGAGCGAUGGUGGUGAUGGCGGCGCAGCUGACGAUCGUAACGAUGGUAGCCAUCAUAGUGGGGAUGGCUUGCUCCACUUUGACGCAGACAACAUUUCGAGUGAAGAGGGUUCCGCGGGGGAAGCACCACGGGUGAAGGACCCCUCCCAGGCGUUGACUCAGGGUGCUUCCCCCUCGCAGGCGUUGAGCCGAGGUGCUCCCCCCGCGGAGGAGCAGGCGGACUGGUUUACCCCCAUCCCGAUGAAGGUGAAAUUUCGGGAACCCACGAAGAUUAUGUUCAUAUCCUGUGGGGACAUGCACACGCUGGCAAUAUGCACGAGGGGGUUUCUUUACGGCUGGGGCAGCAACGCCUUUGGAUGCGUCGGGAAUGGGACCAACACGAAUGUGUACGAACCGGUUCGUAUCUUUCUGGACGGAAGGGAAGAAGCGGGUGUAGCUGAUCUGUUUGGAGGAGGUGGAGGGGGGAAUCGGCCAUUUGGCAAUCCUCUCCAUGGGAGGAGGGGACCAAAAGAAGACUUCAUUAUUCACUGCUCCGCCGGAGGACAGCACAGCAUGGCGUGCACACUUCGUGGGGACAUAUACAGCUGGGGGUAUGGGGCAAACGGGAGACUCGGCCUCGGGAACAUUCAAAGUUACAACAAACCACAGUUGGUGAAGACGUUCCAAAAGAGGAAGAGAAUCAUUUAUGUCUGUUCAGGGAAAUCUCAUUCAGGAUGCAUAGAUGCAGAAAAUAAUGUGUACACAUGGGGGAGUGGAAAAUACUUUAAGCUCGGUCAUGGAGAUGAGAACGAUGUGCUGAGUCCGAAGAGAUUAGAACAUCUGUGCCGCUCUCGUAAGACCUUCAUGCUAUCUUUUGGCACCUUCAAUUCGUUAGCGUUAAGUACAAAGGGGGAUGUCUUCCUGUGGGGGGUUUUUACUGAACUAAAAAGGGGGUCCUCUUCUUACACCUGUAAGGUGCCUAAGAAGGUCAACACGUAUUAUAAGUGCCUCUCUGUUCAUGCAUCUGUGUACAUGUCAAUGGGGGUGACUCUCGUGGGGGACCUAAUCGUGCUGGGAGAUUGCAGUCGAGUCAUCGCACUUGGGGGGAGAAGUGGCCCUUCCAAUGUACUGUCAAGGAGGAGCCAUGUAGGGGGGGAGGAGUCCGACUCGGGAGACAGCAACCUCGAUGUGGUGAAUCAUCUCAUUGGAGGGGAAGCAAAAAGCAGCGAUCAGCCAAAGGGGGGCGACGAUUUCCCAGUUAACUACGUCAAAGAGUUACGGGGGAAGAUCCACAUUAAGGAUAUCCUCAGAACGUUCUACAUGCUGGAUAAGGAAUCUUUCCCGCCUAAGGGGAGAGACAAAGCAUGGUAUGGACAACUGACGUGGGAUGAGCACACGGAGGGCCUCUAUGCUGAUGCUGCAACAGAGGGAACGUUUCCAAACAAAGGAUUGAUCCUACGGUCUAAGAUUAAAAUGAUUGAUGGCAGUGAACACUUUAGUGUGUUCCUUUUGCAAAGCGGGAAGGUCUACACAUCUGGAGCUAAUAAAAAUGGAGAACUAGCAAAUGGAGAGUACAACUUAGGGAAGAAGUUUUCCGUCCCUGUUCCGAUCGAAGUGUGUGUUAAUAAGAUUGUCAAAAUAGCGUGUGGAUACAAUUACACCUUGGCCUUAAACGAACGGGGACUUCUCUACGGAUGGGGGAAAAACGAAAAAAGUCAACUAGGCAUAGGAGUAAUAAAGGAUUGCCACGAACCGGUGCACUUAAAAUCGCUAAGCAAAGUUAUCGAUGUGUAUGCGGGACAUGAUCACAGCGCUUGCAUAGUGAAUAGCUGGUUUGAUGAAGAUCGUCCGAAAGGGGACUCUCACGAUCCUAACAUCGAAAAUGAAACCCUCUUAGAACUGGGAGAGCUAUACACGUGGGGAAACGCAGAAAGCGGGAAGGUAGGACUCGGCAUGGACUACACACAAGGAGCGAUCCUCCUGCCAAGAAGAAUCAACUUAACGAACAAGGUGCAUAGAUGCUCCCUAGGAAACAGUCACACGUUAAUCCUAACUGAUUCGAAUGAGCUCUACGCAUGUGGUAGUGCAAACAAUGGGAAGUUAGGUUUAGCAGAUGGUAGCAUAAGUUAUAUGGUGAGUUCUCCAAGGCAGGUUCACAUAGAUCCCAGCAUCUACAUCAAACAGGUCGUAGCAGGAUCGACCUACAGCAUGAUACUCUCCACAGACGGGUUCAUUUACACAUGGGGAGAGUUUCUAAAAAAUGAAGUAUCGUCUGCCGUCCCAAUGUUGUAUUCUCAAAUAAGCAACGUGAAGCAGAUCAUCGGUGGGAAGGAUAGAUAUGUCCUGUUUCAUACGUGUGACAAUAAACUCUUCGGAUUGGGUGACAACACACACAUGCAGAUAGUGCAUGACGUGAAAGAGACGAACAUACGUGGGAGUCCCAAGCUCAUUCCAUACUUCCUUCGAGAUAGAAGCAUAGAAGCAGCUUACUCAUUUAAGAACGCCUCGUUCGUGCAGCUGGAAGGCACCCACGAUGUGUUUGCCUGGGGGUACACGUCCAACUGCCACCUGGGCAUCGGGGUGAUGAAGGCCACGCAUUUGAAGCAGCCCAAGAAGGUCGUACAGACGUGGGUCACCUAUGAGGAGGGGGAACGAGGCGAACACAGUGACAACAACAACGACGUGGCAGCAGAGCAGGGUCUACUAGACGGCAUGUUCAAUCCCCCCUUUAACGACGGACUCGCGGACGAAGUAGAGCUCGUAAGAAGGAGAGUUCUCAAAAGGGCACACUACGAGGAUGACCUAGUCUGCGGUGCCGCUUACCACCAAGAAGAAGUGGAGAAUAUGAUUAGACAAAUACAGAUGAUGCCACAUCUUCUAAACUGGGAAGAAAUUCAAGUGUUCCUAAAGAAGGAAAAAUACACGAGCAGCAUUCAGUAUGUCCGUUCUUUCGAGAGAGACCUAAUCGAUAUGUAUACGAAACAUAUGAAGGUUCUCCUAAAUCUGCACUCUCUGGAGAGAAAUUACAACGAAUUGCUUCUCAGUUACCAGCACUACGUCCUCUCAAAUGUAGUGUUCCUCGGCGAGGAGCGCCCUACCAUCAUGUUCUCCGAGCACACACACAUCUUAGAUUGUAACCGGGACAAAUUGCAGCGAUUCGUCUACAUACUUCAGCAACAGCCGGUGUAUCUCGUGAUUCUCUGUCUGAUUCAUAACUGCAAGAAUGUCAAGUAUGGGAGUGGGACGUACGAAAAUUACGCCUACGAAAAUUACUCCUACGAGUAUGGUGGGCCCGGGGGGGGCAGCCAGGAGGGGAAGCAGUUUAGGAAGCAGUUCGGGAAGCACCCUCAUAAUCAAUUGGAGACGCCGCCGCCGAAUCAGUUGGAGAGGCCGCCUCACCGGAGUGACCGCCUUCCCCCCCAAGAGAAGCGCAGCUUCUACCGCGGCAGCACCCGCAUCCUCUGCUCCUUCAUCUUCGACCUCUACCACGACCUCCGGGACGAACGCGUGCGAACCAUCUUCACGAUUUUUCUCAUCAAGCUGGGCGUGGAGGAGAUAAACAACUGUCUGCACGUGGAGGCUCUCUUCAGGGAAGACACCUCCAUUUUUUUCCUCCUCAUCAGGAUGCUAUUCUUAAAGAACGAAGUGCUGGCAAGCUUCGCGCGGUCCAUCGCUGACAUGGGAAACGCUCACUCGUUCGUGAGGCUGGUGGACUCCCUCUCGAGAUGUACCCCUGGGGGGAGACGCGCGCAAGCGGCGGAGGGGGCGGCACUCAUGUUGGAUUCUCCCUCCUUCGUAGAACCCACCGCAGGGGGUGCACUCAACGAAGUGGGAGCGAGUUACUCGUUCUCCCCUGCUUCGAUAAACCGGGAUGCACUCGCUCGCGCUUCUUUGAGCGCUGCUCCACCCAAUCUCCCACCGAGGAAGCUCCCCCCGAGGAGCCCCCCUCCCCCGGUCAACCGCUUCAUCGACGAGGCGAACGACCUCCUGGACAAGGAGUUCGCAACUUUCAUGAAGGGAGAGAUUCCAGAGAAGGUCGACCCAAUCAAUCUGCCGAUUAACAUCCAUAGCGGGAUGAACCCCAUUCCGUAUAGCAACAUGGAGGGAACACUUGGUGAUCACCCCCAAGCAGUAGUAGUCCCCGCCGCGUGGCAGGGCCAGAACCCAAAUGAACCCACGACGGCUAGCCAAAAAGAGGUCCUUGUCGAAAUAGACAUGGUACAUGUAUUCAGAGAGUUAUGCAAGUUGUUCGAAAAAAUGAUUUUCCCAGACAUGUUUCAGAUUAUUAUAAAAAAUCUUUUCAGCCAUCUGUCCCUAUGCGAGAUGAGCAGCUUCAGUGAGAACCUCUCAGAGAAUAAGAUCUUUUACUUCAGUGGGGAGCACUUUGUGUAUGUGCCCUUUUACCAUUUGCUCCUGAUGGCAAUCUUGAAUCCGAUGUUAAGCAAUGUAGAGGAGAUGGCGGAGAAGUUUUACUUCCCCGUUAUCCCACCCCAUGUCACGAAUGUGUGUAAAAGGAUAUCAACCUUGUUGGAGGUUCUUUGUAUCAACCGAUAUGACUGUUUAUCACAAUACAAUCUUAGGGAAAGCUUUCUCUCCGUGAAAUUCCUCCUUGAGAGAACCUUCUUCUCUAUGGUGACCGUGACUAACAGGCUGUGUAAAACGAGGGAAGACGUAUACCUCACCGCAUAUAUUAAUCUGUUCACUUACCACUUGAGCGUCACACGAUGCUAUGUCUAUUUGAAGGUCUUCCAGCUGUGCCAUUUGCUCAAUCUGUUUUUCCGCUUCCAGAAUUAUCUGUGUCUCUCCUUUGACGACCCCGCGGUGGAGAUCGUCAACGAGUUUUUCACGCGGCAGGGGGGGGGCAGCAAAGUAAGAGAAACGGGAAGUAACGUAGCAGGGACGGGAAGUAACGUAGCAGGGACGGGAAGCAAAGUAAAAGAAACGGGAAGCAAAGUAAAAGAAAUGGAAAUCAACGUAGCAGGAAUGGGAAGAAACGUGCCCAUCAAUAACGCGCAGGGCCGCAAGCGCAACGCCAAGAAGGGAGGAAACUUCCUCCUGAGGCUGAUGGGCAGGGGGAAGAAGGCGGGGCAGCAACUGAAGCAGUCUGAGCGGCCUCAGCUGGCUGGGGAAGCUGCUCCACCGAACCAAUCGAAAACGAAGACGCAGCAUGCCCGGCGCCUGAUCUUCUCGGAGACCCAAAUCGGCCUGUUCGCGCAGUGCAAGCUCGUGUACAACAUCCAGCUGGACACACGCUUCCUCCUGGAGGAGAAAAACAUGAGCAUCUGCGAGUUUACCAAGAUACCGAUGCCACAGUCCAUGUGCUACCGUAAGAAGACGCGCAUAAAAAAUAAGGAAUAUCUCUUCUCCAUCAUCCAGGAGUAUAAGCAGCCAAGUGGUGAAGUGUGUGUGGUGAGCGAAUGCCUACGAGGGUGUCCUCUGCUCAACCCAUGCACAGACACCUCCACCUUGCUAAUCAAACUGAAGGCACUGAGAGUGAAUUUCCUUUCCCUGGGUCAGCAGAAGGAGGCAAAUUUAGUCGGUCUGAUUGACAAAGCGCUUGACAUAUUUCUCUCCAACGAAAUGGUACACCUGAAUCAUCAGGAGAACAUCCCACCCAAUCUGUAUACGCACAAAUUUAAAAUUAACCAUCCCGAAGAGACAAAACAAGCUUUGGAACGUUUCCUCAUCUCGCAAAAUGUCAACAAUAGGGACUCCUUUUUCCUCAUAAAGUGGAGAAACAUCGCAAUUCAAAUUUGCUUAGACAUUUUAAAAAGAAAAAAACAUGUUGAUUAUUUGAGAAAAUUACAUGAACGGCAAGGUAAAAUUGAGGAGUUAAUUUUUUUACAUGAACGUAAUAUGAGGAAGAAUGUAGAGACGAUAAAGCGAGCAUUACUGUUCGUUUCCAAAUUGCUAAUUGAAAGACCCAUACUUGUGCAUGCUAGUCUCUUUGGAAAGAACUUAUUCUUUGUUAAAAUGAAAUCGGAGAAAGAUUUGCGAAGACGGAAGAGGAGUAACAUACCCUCUUUUUGCAAUACGUCUUCUGUUCAUGUGUUUUCUGUGAAGAGGCUACUUGAGCAGGGGGUGUUAGACAGCCUGAACGAGAUGCUACUUCCCGUGGUGGAUUCACUCUCCCUGGAAAUAUUCUUUGACAUUGACAAUGCGCUGAAGCUCAGCUUGGUGUUAAUGGGAGGACCCGAGCCCAAAGUCCUGCACGUGCAGACGUUCCACGGCAGGGACAUUCAGCGCAUGUACGCCCAAUCGCCCUUCAUUUCGUACUCGCUUUUCCCGUAUAAUAGGCAGAGCCUGUGCUCGAUCCGUGCCCUCCGCCUUGUGCAUUUGUUGCACGAGAUGGUUGUGGACCUCUACUAG
This is a messenger RNA of Plasmodium inui San Antonio 1, 6831 nucleotides long. RefSeq lists its product as hypothetical. The record is from RefSeq and is a predicted model, not a curated record. The transcript has a single exon. Bases 1 to 6831 code for a protein of 2276 amino acids. Lineage: Eukaryota; Apicomplexa; Aconoidasida; Haemosporida; Plasmodiidae.